Molecule: messenger RNA, 1742 nt
Organism: Gaeumannomyces tritici R3-111a-1
Lineage: Eukaryota; Fungi; Ascomycota; Sordariomycetes; Magnaporthales; Magnaporthaceae
Product: MKI67 FHA domain-interacting nucleolar phosphoprotein
Exons: 4
Coding region: 279-1448 (389 amino acids)
Biological process (GO): maturation of LSU-rRNA from tricistronic rRNA transcript (SSU-rRNA, 5.8S rRNA, LSU-rRNA)
Cellular component (GO): nucleolus
Molecular function (GO): RNA binding
Source: RefSeq, a predicted model, not a curated record
GUAGCAGGUGCUUUCUGCACUUGGGUUUGCAUUAAAAACGAAGUUCAUCAAAUGUCAUUGUUCGUGAGGUCCCUGGAAACAGCGGGGACUGACGGGGAACUGAAGCUUGAAGGUGCGACUUCACCGCCUAAAAAAACGUGGGCUGGACCCCGGCGGCAGAAUUCGUGAUUUUUUCUCCCUUGGGUCCAGUCGCGCGAUUCGGCGCAGCUCUUGUGCCAUUGACACUGGACAAGAUCCAAGAUUCUGCUCGCCAACAUCCUACUGUAAUCCAAUAAACCAUGACCGCAGAGGUCCCCAAGGGAAAGGGCAGAGCUCUCCGAGCGAAGCCCAUGGUGGAAGAGGAAGUCGCGGCCGUCGCGUCGCCCCAGCACACCAAGAGGAAAGCUGCCGAGGAUGCGUCUCCAAUAGCGUCCAAGAAGGCGAAGCCCGCCAAGGCGGCGCCAGCGGAGAAGAAGGCCAAGGAGAAGAAGGAGGCCGCCCCGGCCGUUCCGGAGGAGGACGCGCCUUCCAAGUCAAAGACGAGGAAGUCUGCCAAGAAGGCGCAAAAAGAGGAUCCCGUCGAGGAGCCUGUGGAGGAGCCCGCCGCCGCCGAUACCGAUGAGGGGGUCGACGAGGAAGACGACGAGGAGGACCAAGCGCUUGUGCAGACGCUGGGGUUCAGCGACGAUGACGAUGACGGCCAGGAGGAGUCGACUUUCAAAGAGGGCGGUGACGUCGGGGUCAUACCCAAGGUGUCCAACAAGACCAAGAAGAGCAUCGAGGCCUCGGCGGGCGACGGGCCGAGGGUCAUAUACAUUGGCCACAUCCCUUACGGUUUCUUCGAGCAUGAGAUCAGACAGUAUCUUACCCAGUUUGGCACCAUUACCAACCUCCGCGUGUCGCGAAACAAGAAGACGGGCGCCAGCAAGGGCUACGCCUUUGUGGAGUUCUCCGAUGCCAGCACAGCGGCCAUCGUGGCCAAGACCAUGGACGCGUACCUCCUCUUCGGCCGCAUCCUCAAGGUCAAGCUGGUGCCCAAGGAGAGCCAACACGAGAGCCUGUUCAAGGGCGCCAACCGGCGGUUCAAGAAGGUCCCCUGGACCAAGAUGGCCGGCAAGGAACUAGAAAAGCCCAAGGGCGAGGCAACCUGGGAGAACAAGGUCAGCCGCGAGUCUAGGAGACGGUCGGGCAGACUUGAGAAGCUUAAGGCCUCGAUGGGGUACGAGUUCGAGGCACCGGCACUCAAGUCGGCGUCGGCCGCUGUUGCGGAUGCUAAGAAGGCGCCGGCGCUGGAAGACAAGGAGGAGCCCAAAGCCAUUGAGGCACCCCCGGUUGUGGACGAGUCGCCCGCGGCCGCUGAGCCCGAGGCGGAGGCUGAGGCUGAGAAGACCAACGGCGCUUCUACGAAGAAGGCCAAGGCGCCGGCCAAGGGAAAGAAGGGAGCCAAGGGCAAGAAGGUCAAGUCAUGAGGGAGCGGUGAAUACGUGUAAAGCCUGUGUUUCUACCGUAGGGUCACAGGUUAUGUUAUGGAUCAUAUAAUGAUGAAUGAAGGAGGUCCUUCAGACCCGCAUCAGAGCAUGGCAUGUAUAUAAAGUGUGUGCACAUAGCGAAUCUGACACGCCAAAAGCAAGCCUCUGGGAGACUUGGGCAAAAAGAGCCAGGAUUAUUAAAGUGCGAGACAAUUCGUCUGCUUCAGGCCUGUUGUGAAUAGAGCCAUUGGGUCCGGACCAGAAAUGCAUCUGCCGAGGCCUAUUCUAGACGGG